AAAAGAACUGUCAGGUUCACUGUGAUAUGACUGAACAUCACAGUGACUCAGUAUCAGUGUUUCUGACUCCAUCACAGUAACAGCUGUGUUACUUUAGACCACAUCAGUUAUUGAUCUCCUUCAGGCUCUUCCUGCUGCUGCUGCUGCUGCCGCUGCUGCUGGUGUCCCGCAGCCUCCAGAAACAGAGCUGUGCAUCAGAGAGCUGUGUCCUUUCUUAUUUUUCUCCUCCUGUCGGCUCCUACUUUUUGCAUUCCUGUUCUUUUAAAUUAUUUCAUAUCCUAGUCUCUAUCCUCCCCUUCCCUCCCCCUCCUGCUGAUUUCCACACUGCAUUUUUUUGCGUCUGUAUGCCUGACUUUUGUCCACCGGUGUCCUCCAUGAGAAGCCUGUCCCAGCAGGAGGAUGAGCCGAGCUCACAGAGACCAAGAAGAGUUAGAGGAGGUCAGGGGAGGAGCUACGCUGCUGAUUCUACUGGACAGCCUGCAGACAGGACGAUGCAGUGAGGACAGACAGGAGACAGAACGUUUUCUUCCUUUCAGGGAAGAAGAAUUACACUUGUUGUACUCUUCAGGUCAGGUGACGUUGGCUGAGCAGAAGCUGCAGCUGACCUCUGACCUCUUUGUCCCUGACCACACAGAAAGUAUAGCCCUGAACCUGAGGAGGAACACUGACCUCAGAUCAGACCUCACAACUCUCCAUCAACACUGCUGUUUCUUAGAGAACAACUGCACUGUCUUACAGUGUCCACAAGAGGCUCCCUGGACCAGACUAGUCCUGAACCCACAGGACAUCCUAGCAUUCAUCAGAGGAAAUGGAAUGAAUUUGACAUCCCAGCCCAGAGUUCUGAGAAUGGACCACUCCAAUAAUGUCAUCAUUUCCCGUGGAGACCUGGUUGCAGCUGGACUUUUUCCAGACUGUAGGACAAUCGAGGAAAACACGGACUUCCAUUUUAGGCACCACAACAGUGGGUCACAUGAUAAUCCACGGCCCGAUCCCAACAACAACCCUGAGGUCCAUCACUGUGAAACCACCUCUGGAGAGAAUCUGAACAUUCACUCACACAAAGGCCUUUUAAAGGCUCCUGAGAACCUCUGUGGUCCAGGAGAAUCUUCUGGAAAAGACAAGAAAAUCAGGAAGAAGAGUGUGUCCUUUGAUGAUGACGUCAUGGUCUUCCUGUUUGACCAGGAGAGUCCCACGGAGGACCUGACCUGUGGGACCCACAAACCUCCACCAACCCCUGAGAUCCAGGCAGAAGAGAAUGCUCUGGAAUGGGAAGACGACUUCUCAGCUCUGGAGGACAGCUUCCAACACGUCGGUCUCUCCCAGAGACACAUCUGUACUCCACCAACACAUAUGUGGCCCGCUCCAACUAGACCACAGCGGUACCUGCUGUCACAAAACCACCUCUUUCUCACACACGUCAACGAGUCAGAUCUGGAGUUCUGACCGUGGACUGGGCUCUGGGGAAACAACACCACUGUUCUGGUCCACAUAAAGCAGGGCACUUAAAUAUCACAUUUAUCUGGCCCACAGAUCCAAAACCAUUUGUCCAGUAACCUACUAUAGCAAUAGAACUUAUAGAUAUGUUUUCUGGUUCGAAAAUAACCGGACAAUCCUGAUAUGUCUGACUGAGUCAAUUUAUGUGGACUAAUAGAGCCGUUCCCCAACAGAAGCGGACCACCCAAGUUUGUCUGAGCUCUGUUCUGCAAAGUACAGGACCAGACAAAGUUGUCCUAUCAAAAAAAGAAGUAUGUGGUCCACAUUCUGGACAGCAUAUACCUAGACAGACUUUAAACCCGAUAUAGACGUGACCCACAUUCAAAAUACCAGAUGUAGGUCACUAAAGGCCCCAUAAUUUAUGUCUGUAUGUUGGUCAAAUGAAAGUCCUGUCACUGGGCCAGACCAGUUUCUCAGAAUGGAGUUUAGCCAACGGCCACCUCAGUGUCGCCGUGGCCUAAUGUGACACUCCCACUUGUUUUUCCUUCAGACGCUCAGCCUUGGUCUCAUGGAAAAAGUGACUAAUGCUCCAGACCUGCGUCCUCUACCACGUCUGCCUCAGGUUUAUGAUGAGUCAGGGGGAUUUUAAUGGCUUUCCUUUUUGCUGGGCACCAGAUGGAUCCCUGGCACCUGCUGCAGUGGACUGUGUGACAGUGCACUCUGGCUGGACAGUUGACAUUACGGCUGGCCAUGACGUGAUGAACAUGGUUGCAUAACAGUGUUGGUACCUUUCCAGAGACAGGAACAUUUUUUGGGGAGUUUUUUCUCAAACAGAGACCUUGGACUGUUUCAAUUCCAGCUUCUAAUCAACGGUGACUGAAGAAUACAGUGUACUGUAUCUAACACAUUGACAUUCUUAUUUUUCAAAUUGCAGUUCAAUGCAGUACCAACGUCAACCAGCAGAGGGAGACUCCAAAAAGCUCCCAUAUCGGUCUUUCAAAGUUGCCAACUUACUCUAUGAAAUAUUUGGCCAAUAAAUAGCUACGUCUCUGGUCCCAACAAGAACGUGGGCUAAAUAGCUCACAGCUUUUAUUCUGUAAAGUAGAUGACGUAGAUUUAAAGUUUUGGUGCUAAUAGUGGGUAACAUGGGUUUAUGGACUUGGUUGCAUCAAGUCAUCAAUCAUCGUUUAUUGGUUUUGGUUGCAAAGUAACCAAAACCUAAAGAAAUCCUGCAAACAUGAAAUCUUUAAUCUUUAAAAAAAAAAAAUCAGUUUUCUUCUCUGCUGCUGCUGGUGGCGCUGUUUGCGUGCCUCAUCAUUCUGUUGUAUGUUUUUUAGCUCAGAAUUUAUCAGCAUUUUUGAAUAAACAUGGUAUAAAAAUAAUAUUUCUGCAGAAACAACCCAGACAAGGUUUGGUUAAAUAAAUAUGGUGCAGCAGAGCGAGGAGAGAGGAAACCUGACAGGAGCAGUCAACACACACACACAGAACACACACAGAACACACACACAUAACUCAAUAGAACCAAAAACCAUUAGGUGGGAGCAACACACCUGGAAGCUGCUGUUGUUGUCCCACAGUUUUAACCUCACUCUUCUACCCAGUCUACCUGAGGUACCAUACUGGGGGCCACACUCCCCUGGUUCUUUAUUGAAACAAAUGUAUGUGUCUUGUGUUUUUGCCCACAUCUAGUAUCCAUCUCAGGUUGACUGUGGCCCACAAUAUCACAAUAGCCAGCACUGGGCUCUUGUGACCUAAAUCCUGGCAGCCUAUGUGGGCCACAGAGGAAUGUAAUCCAUUUCUGUAUGGAGAAAAUAAAAAUGGCUGUGCAGCUGUG
Cynoglossus semilaevis (tongue sole) is the source of this 3268-nucleotide messenger RNA. RefSeq lists its product as uncharacterized. Bases 400 to 1443 code for a protein of 347 amino acids. The transcript has 5 exons. Lineage: Eukaryota; Metazoa; Chordata; Actinopteri; Pleuronectiformes; Cynoglossidae. The record is from RefSeq and is a predicted model, not a curated record.